This is a messenger RNA of Drosophila rhopaloa, 4873 nucleotides long. RefSeq names its product inversin. Gene Ontology annotation, biological process: protein localization to ciliary inversin compartment. The transcript is spliced from 7 exons. Lineage: Eukaryota; Metazoa; Arthropoda; Insecta; Diptera; Drosophilidae. Gene Ontology annotation, molecular function: protein binding. Bases 1 to 4698 code for a protein of 1565 amino acids. The record is from RefSeq and is a predicted model, not a curated record. Gene Ontology annotation, cellular component: ciliary inversin compartment.
AUGCAGAAGCGUCCGAAAGCGGAAGUGAAGCGCGUGACGGGUCCGCCCAAGCCGCCGCGUCUGAAGGCCGCGAAAAAGCAGUUGCAGUUCGAGAGUCCGCUGCCACGAAGGACACGCGCCAAGCAGCAGGACGACGAAUUGCAGAAGCAGCAUCCUCAGCAGCAGCAGCAUCAUCGGCAGAAGCCAGCCGACAAAGUCAUUGCUAUGCCGGGCAGCAGCCAGGAUGCGGACACGGAUGCGGCAGCGGAAGCAGCAGUGGACGUGCCAGAAACAGAGCCAGAGCCAGUUCCAUGGCCAGAGCCCCAUCCCCGCCCACACUCCCUAUCACACCCAGAUCCUGGCCAGCUCAGGGUGUCACAUUCACAGUCCUCCGCCGCAAAAAAGCGUCUCGCCGAGGGCUGCACCAGUCUUAUGUAUGCCUGUCAGCGGGGCGACAUUGUCCAAGUGCUCGCCCAAAUGCGCGAAAAGCCCCAAUUGCUGCGGCAGCGGGACCGAAGCCAUCGCAACGCGCUGCACUACUGUGCCGCGCAGGACGUGGAGCAGAGCAAGGACCUCGUGGCGGCCGCCAGCAUCGCGAUCGCAGCCCCCGAGCUGCUGGAGUCGGCGGACGAGGAUGGCUUCACCCCGCUCCACCUGGCCGUCAUCCAGGGCAACCUGGCCAUGGUCAACCUGCUGCUGGCGAACAAGGCCGACGUGAAUGCGGUGGACAACGAGGGCCACUCGGUGGUGCACUGGGCCACCGUAUGCGGUGAGGUAGAGUCCUUGCGAGCGGUCCUGGCAGCAGGAGCAAGUGUGGCCAAGCCGGACGCCAAUGGAGGCACUCCGCUGCACUAUGCCGCCCAAAUGUGUGGCGCCAGUCACGACAGCAAGCAGCAGGCCAGUUCCAGCUCCAGUUCGAGGCUCUCCCUGGAGAUCCUGGGCAUCCUGCUGUCCCAUCCCCAGAGCAGUGUCGAUGUGCAGGACAAGGAUGGACGGCAACCGCUGUUGUGGGCCGCUUCAGCGGGAUCGGCCAAGGCAGUGAUUGCCCUGGUUAAAGCGGGUGCCAGGGUGGAGUCAUCAGAUAAAGAUGGCCUCACUGCCUUACACUGUGCUGGUUCUCGUGGUCACACCGAAUGCAUAGACACCCUGAUAGGACUUUGUGGUGCCCCCACGGAUCUCAUCGACUCCAAUGGCUGUACGGCUCUUCACUAUGCCGUGACUUUGGGCCAUGCCGAUGCCACAGCCAGAUUGCUAGACUUGGAGGCAGAUCCCAAUCGCCAGGAUCGCAAGGGUCGCACACCAGCCCACUGCGGUUGCUCCAAGGGUCAGUUCGAGACCUUGAAGCUACUGAAGGAGCGGGGAGCAAACCUCUGGUUGCGCAAUGCCAAGGGUGAUCUGCCGCUCCACGAGGCCGCCGCCUCCGGGAGGAGGGAACUCGUCGAGUGGCUCCUCAAUCAAAGGCCCAAGCAGGUGAACACCACCAGCAAUGAUGGACGCAGUCUGCUGCACAUUGCGGCAGCCAAUGAUUACACGGAUAUGUGUAAGUUGUUGCUGGACUACGGAGCUGAUGUGAAUGCCGUGUAUCGGAAUUCGAGGGGCCUGGUCCUAACCCCAUUAGAUGGAGCCUUGCAGCGUGGUCAUCGUUCCACGGCCAAGUUCCUUCAGGCCAACGGAGGUCAGCCGGCCAACAAAGUGCGAUUGUCGAGCAGGCGGGCGGGGAAUCCCUUCCACGAGACCAAUGCCGCUGAUUUAGUGAGGCCUCUAAAAUAUGUGGAGAAGGAGGAACUGCACGACCUACGCAGCUCCAAGAAGUAUGUGGUGUAUCUAAAACGAUCCGAUUCGGAUAAUGGCAAUGGGAACGGCAAGGCCGACGAUCCCGUUGCGGACUGCAGCUGCUCGGAGCAAACUUAUCGUAAGGAGCAGCGAUUGAAGCAUGUCUGCCGGCGCCACAAAAGGAGGCAGUUGAGGAGACGCACCAGCAGUUGUGGCGAGUCCAAGCACGAGCGCUGCAGUGAGAUUUGCCGCUCCAAGAGCAACAUCGAGAUCAGAAGGCACAAAUCCCGUGAGCGGUACGCCAGUUCCAGCGAGUGGGAGGAGGAGGAUGACGAGGACUCGUGCGAGAAUUGCUGCUAUCACAAGCGGCAGAAGGAUCGGGUGGUUUCGCGCAAACGUUCCACUUCCUCCAGGAAGUCAAAAAACCGAGAAGAUAGCGACGCGGAGGAGGAGAACUACACGGCCCACUCAUCGCCGGAUAAGGCUGUGAGGAAACCCCUGACAGUAAAUGGGGAUGCUAAACCUGGUCAUCCCCAGGAGCAAGCCAAUGCUAAGGAGCGACCUCCAUCCGCCAGUAGGCAUCAAACGCCACCCACUAAAGAUGGCACCUUCAUCAAGUCACCAAACCAAAGCGCCAAGAGCGAGAAGUCCGGCCAAAUGGACAGCCUACUGGUGGAGGAGUCUCACGCCGUGGAGUUAACCGAUGAAGAACAGGAAGCGGCCAAGUCAGUGGUGACCCAGGUGGAUGUCCAUCACGAUGCGGAGGAACAGCAGACAUCGAAAUCUUCAGAGGAAUUACCGCCUGCAGAAGAGAAGGAAAAUAACAUGACACCGGAGGAACCGGAAGUCAAACUGCAACUGAGCGAGGAGGAAACUCAAUUGGUGUCCAAGGAAGUGGAGCAGGUGAUCAAGAUAGCAGCCACUGCAUUGAGCAGCGAGUCCAAGAGUUCCAGUGAGGAGAGGCCAGUGGAGAAGGAGCUGGCUAAAGAUACUGAAGCACCUGUAGAAAAGGCUGAAGACGAGGUUAGGGAAUCCCCAAAACCACCCUCUGUGCCUGCCACGCCCCCACCAGCGCCUAAAGAGGAGGCCGCUAAGCCACCGACUGCCGCAGAAAAACCACAGCCAAAUGCCAACACGGCCGAAGGGGUUGAAUCUGCGGCUUCAGAGUCAGUAUCUGCUGGCAAAAAAGCCGAGCAAAUGGAGCAGGCUGAAGCCAAGCCGAAACCCGAUACCAAUCCCACACCCACUCCCCCACCCACCGCCCCGCCCGCCGCAGAGCCGAAAAAACCGACGACCGCAGCACCAAAGCCACGCCCUCCCACUGCCCAAACGCCCACACCCACACCCACGCCCCAGCCGGAGCCACCGCAAAGGGAGCAGGAGACGAGGCGCUCCUUCACACUCCUGCCCUCCGAUUCGGCGGACGAUGACCCAGUUCCGAGCCCAAAUCCAAAUGGCCCCGCAUCAGCUUCCGAUGAGCCAGCCACCGAGCGGAAAUCGAGCUUCCAAGUGCUGAAGAGCGACGACUCGCUGGAUGAAAACGGAAAAAGACCAGCCCGGAAAGUUGACUAUGAGGCCGGUAAUCAAGUCUUUCAGGUGGUAAACGAAGGCGGUCCUGCGGUCCAGUUGCCCAGUGCCGCAGAGCUGGAGAAGAUGGAGUAUGAAUACGAGGAGUACGAUGACGAGUAUGAUGAUGAUGACAGAGAUGGCAUCGAUCCGGAGCAUGAUAGUGCCCUGCGUCGUUUUCUCACCAGCGGAAAUCGACAUGGAGUGGGUGGUUCUGGGGCAGGAGCAGGUGGAAUGGCAGCUGUCGGAGCAGCAGGCGGAUCUAUUGCAGACGACACAUCCGAGGGCAUGGGCAAUGGAAGGAAACGACGCCUCAAAAAGCGCGUGCGCAGCGGCAACAAAACGCGCAGUAAUUGGAAAAACUCUCAGGACUCACGCGAUGGCGGCAACAUGGCGGCUUUGGCCACCACCAAGGAUCAGGACUCGGGCUUCGAGCCGAGUCCACGGGCGGAGCGCAGCAAGAUACCCACUCUGCGGUCCGCCCACACCGCCCACAUGCCGCGGCGGCCCAUCUACGCCACUUUAGACGGGCGUUCGUGCAGCAGCCGGCUGGAAAACCGCAAGCCCGGCGACAAGGGCGCCUGCGAAAUGGGCGCCGUCACACGCUCCAUUCAGCGCAACAUCAGGAGAUAUUACAUGGAGCGCAAGAUCUUCCAGCAUCUACUGGAGCUCAAGUCACUGCAGAUUCGCUCCAGUAAGUUGAACGAGGCGGUGCUGGUUAAACGGGCCGUGGACGACUACCACAAGUCCUGUGUCCUUUUGGGCGGCGAAACGGGAACGCGGCUGAGGCGCUACAACUUCAGCGAGUUCACGUUCAAGAACUUCGAGCUCUUCCUCUACGAAACGCUGAAGGGACUCCAGCGUCCGGGCACCAAUAACUUCCAGAACAUCAACGAGGUGUACGAGGAGGCGGAGCGGCGACUCAGCCCGGAUUACAAUGCCUACGAGAAGGCGCUGCAGUGCACCACCAAGACGCACCGCUGCCUUCAUGCUGCCCAUGCCUACACGGGGAUCCCCUGCGCCGCUUACAUUCCCAUGAUAAAUCACCAUACGAUGCCAAAGUUCGGCUUUGGACCGUACAAGAAGACCGGCAGUGUCAGCAGCUUUUUCCUACCCAAAAUCCUGACCAGCGGUCGCGCCUCCAGCGGACGGACGGGCGGUAUGGGCGGUACGGGCGGAAGUGCGAGCGGCAGCCGCUGCAACCAUAAGGUGGCGCUGGAAUUGUCGCACGGCAAGAACAAACAGCUAAUUUCACUGCCCGCGGAAAAGUUGGACAGCAAUAAACGAUAUUACGUGACGUUCACAGUAAAGGACUCCUCGGGGUCAUCAGCGUACCAGCAGAAGUGCGGCAAUGCCGCUGGCGAUCCGGGUUGCAAGUAGUGCGCGGCGUAUACGUAAUGUGGCAUACAGUGCGUAUACGCCAUGGCCAUUGCCAUCAGGCCAUCGUCGCGGGAUCCGGACAGAGCCGCCGACCUGCGCCCGCAUCCCCAGGCUCCUUUUUGCUGUUUCUGCUGCUGCUGUUGCUCCAAAUGCAUUAAAACAAUGUCGCUGCUGC